GCGGAUGGAUCCCUGAGAAGCCUGCCUGGGGAAGGGCCCCCGUUUAUAGGGCAGCUCCUCCCCCGGUGAUUCAUUCUCUUCUCGACUCAGGUGCAAAGGAGACCAGCUGGAAAAGAGCGAGGCCUUGGGCUGAGAGCGGAGAGAUGGCCCCUUUGUAGAGCUGCGCCGAUUCCGAAGCGAAACAGCGUGUCGUGCGCCCUGCACACCCAAAACAGCAAAAUGGAGUCUUUUGCCAGCACCGCCAUCCCUGCCCGCAGGAGCCAAGCCACUCCUUGCCUGCCACGUUCCAGUCCUGCCUUGAGGAAUCGCUACCAUGUCCCUGCUGGCGGCAUUGACUUUGGACCCAGACCUCGACCUGACCAUGAUCCCAGCUAGCAGCAUGUCCUGCAGGCCGGAGCUGCUCAAGCACCGGCUGCCCCACGCCGGUCAUUGUGAGCCGCUAGCCGGGCCUGUAGACGAGGGCUUUGCCCUCAACUUGGAGCUUUCUAGGCUCACAGGCGAUGGCUUCUCAGACUGGAUGAUGGAGCGCACAGACCUGGCCACGCUCCUGAGUGUGUCAGAGGAGCCCUCACUGUUCUCACUGCCCUCCCCUCCUGCUCCAGACCUGGAGGCCAUGACCUCUCUCCUCAAGAAAGAGUGGGAGCAGACGGAGGAUUAUUUCUUGGAGGAGUCACUCUCACCAGAACAGGUAGCACCCAGCACCUCUCCCUCUGAUAGGAACUUGCACUUUCCCUUUGCUGAUGGUUUCCAACCCCAGGACCAUCCCUGCACACCUGCUCCCCUGCAGACCUUGGAUUCAAGCUGCUUGGAGUUGUUGGAUCUCUAUGGUAGGGAUGCACCAACUGAGCUUCCACUUCAGGGCAGUGAAGUCCCUGUCCUAGUCGAAGAGCCACUUGCCCCAGCGCCCAAAGGGGACCGGCGCCAGAAGAAGCGAGACCAGAACAAGACAGCAGCCCUGCGCUACCGUCAGCGCAAGCGGGCUGAACAUGAUGCGCUGGGGGAUGAGUGCCAGCUCCUUGAGGCACGCAACCGUGACCUGCGCGAAAAAGCAGAGUCUAUCGAGAGAGAAAUCCAGUAUGUGAAAGACCUGCUCAUCGAAGUCUACAAGGCACGAAGCCAGCGCCUGCGCAUCACCCCUGAGAUGCAAGGAUCGGUGCCUUAAUUCUCUCUUCCCCAAAAGACUAACAUCAAGGAGCCAGAGCGACAAUGGAUGUAGAUAAGAAGAGAGCCAGCAUGUAGGAAUAGAAUUUGGGAAACGGUUGGGUUAGUAUCUUGCAUGAUACUUUGGAGGGCAGGCCUAGUAGGUAGAGGAGUGAUUCAGAGCUGUGGGGCUGAUGGACUCUGUGUAUGUAAAAGGUAGAACGGAUCCCAUGGAAAGGCCUGAAGGAGAAGGUUGCCCUCUUUGGUGGUGGUCUCAAGAUUUCUGAUGUAGACUUUUAUCAGGGUAGGACCUCUUUCACUUCUCUAUUGCACAUCCCCUCUUUCCCACAAACAGAGAAAAACAAAGUCUCUGACAUUAGAAGUGGCUUUUUUGUAUGUAUACUUCAUAGCACUUGUUUCUUGCGCUACCUUUUCCAAUUAUGCACCAAUAAACAUUUGUUUUAAACACUU
Anolis sagrei ordinatus is the source of this 1611-nucleotide messenger RNA. RefSeq names its product activating transcription factor 5 (gene ATF5). NCBI's taxonomy places the organism in Eukaryota, Metazoa, Chordata, Lepidosauria, Squamata, Anolidae. Gene Ontology annotation, biological process: regulation of transcription by RNA polymerase II. Gene Ontology annotation, cellular component: nucleus. Gene Ontology annotation, molecular function: RNA polymerase II transcription regulatory region sequence-specific DNA binding; DNA-binding transcription activator activity, RNA polymerase II-specific. The record is from RefSeq and is a predicted model, not a curated record.